AUGGAUGUGCAAUCGCUUCUCGGUAAGUUAGAUAAUUUGAAUAAGGAAGGAAGUGUAAUCCAAGAGCAAAUCAAGUCUGUGGACGAGCAACUGUCCAAAACGGAACUCGAUAUCAAUAUCAUUCAACAAGAGAACGAACGAGUCGAGAAAACACUGACCGAGAUUCAGAGAAAAGACAGAGAUGAGCUAGUUUCGAUCAAAGUAUCCAUCGACAGAGAGAUGCUGUGUAAGCUAGACAAGCAAAUUCAGACGGAGGAGAAAGAAGUAGACGACAGAAUUCAGCGUUUAGAUACGGUCGUGUACAAAAAUGGAUUUCUGUUCAUUAGAUCGUCUUUUCUACAAACUACGUCGGACGGGAAGAAUAAACAGGAAGAAUAUCACAGGCUUACGGCGCAGAGAAUUGCUCAAGAGAAAGAACGAUUGAGUACUAGAGAGCAGGAGCUACAUCAGCAGAUUGCAAUCCAGAAGAAAAUUGAAAAGGAUACUGCAAGUGAAAUUGAAGCUGAAAGAAGAGAAGUGCAGAAGAUAAUUGCGAUGGUUCAGUCAAUGAAGCUGUCGUUGUGUGGUUGGUACCAUUAUUACUAA
Messenger RNA from Blastocystis hominis, 585 nucleotides. RefSeq lists its product as hypothetical. The coding region runs from base 1 to 585 and encodes 194 amino acids. NCBI's taxonomy places the organism in Eukaryota, Bigyra, Opalinata, Blastocystidae. The record is from RefSeq and is a predicted model, not a curated record. The transcript is spliced from 4 exons.